Lactuca saligna is the source of this 944-nucleotide messenger RNA. NCBI's taxonomy places the organism in Eukaryota, Viridiplantae, Streptophyta, Magnoliopsida, Asterales, Asteraceae. The record is from the annotation of a GenBank genome assembly.
CUCGAACAUGAAUCACACUCCUAUGUAUAACCCGUCCACGAUUAAACAGGGCCAUACAAUUCAACUAACAUAUAUAACGUCAUCUCCCCUUUCGCUCUUUCUCUCCCUCUCUCGAUCCUCAGAUCCGAUCAAUUUCUCUGCAAAAUAUAAACCCUAAACUUGAUCGUAAUCAACCGAUCAUGUCUUCAACAUUCUCCGGCGAUGAAACGGCUCCGUUCUUCGGCUUUCUCGGUGCCGCUGCCGCGUUAGUCUUCUCCUGUAUGGGGGCGGCGUACGGGACGGCGAAGAGCGGUGUUGGAGUGGCGUCUAUGGGAGUGAUGAGGCCAGAGCUCGUGAUGAAGUCUAUUGUGCCAGUUGUUAUGGCUGGAGUGUUGGGUAUUUACGGUUUGAUUAUCGCUGUGAUUAUCAGUACUGGAAUUAACCCUAAGGCUAAAUCCUAUUACCUUUUCGACGGGUAUGCUCAUCUUUCCUCCGGUCUUGCUUGUGGCCUUGCUGGUCUUUCUGCUGGUAUGGCUAUCGGAAUCGUCGGUGAUGCUGGUGUUAGAGCCAAUGCACAACAACCAAAACUAUUUGUUGGGAUGAUUCUCAUCCUCAUUUUUGCUGAAGCUCUUGCCCUAUUAGAAGUCAGAGGACCCCAAAUAAUGUUGAUGAGAACCAUGGAAUAAGCAACCUAAAAAAGAUGAAAUAUAUUUGUGAGAAUUUGUACUUCACUUCGAUUGUUUUUGGUAGUUGGCAUCUUUUUUCCACAUUAUACAUAGUCCAAAAGUAAAAAUACGUCUCAUGUUGUAUGAAUAAUUAAAAUAUAAAAUUCAUGUGUAACACAUGUCAUGCUUUGAAUGCCUUAAAGAAACAAUUAAGCGAUCAACCUUGUUAACUGUGUUCCUAGAUUGUAAGCAUACCCACCAUUAAAUUAAAUUUGUCUAUUCUUAUAUACCAUAAUAUCC